Messenger RNA from Prorocentrum cordatum, 2562 nucleotides. NCBI's taxonomy places the organism in Eukaryota, Dinophyceae, Prorocentrales, Prorocentraceae. The record is from the annotation of a GenBank genome assembly.
AUGGACUUGUUGGACUUGGGCUUGGAGGAUCUUUUGACAGCAGAGGGUUCUUCCGCCAACGGGGACCUCGCUGGCGCCGACGCCAUCAGCAUCGGCACUGGCACCGACAUCUCAGGGACUUCGAAAUCUACCAGGGCGGCCCCCAAGCCCAAGGGUUGCAGCAAAGCUGCUGGGACGUACACCAACUGCAACGUAUGUGGCUCGACAGACAUGGCCAGGGGCAUGAAGCAAUGCAAAGAUCACAACAAGUUACUCAAGGCUUUCUGCGAAUUACGGGAGAAGGCGCCUGAACACCCACCAUCGGAGUUUGCAGCUUUGGUGUGUGAAUUCGAACAGAAAUACCCAGCCGGUGGCAGGGGCAAAAAGCGAGGGCACACUUCGGCAUCGACUGCGGAGUUGGUACAGAAGCACACCCAUACAAGCGGGGUCCAGAGAGGACUUCGCAAUGUCAAGAUGCACGAGGAGGAGUGGAUGCACCUCCGAGUCGAAAUCCAACGGUACCCGCGCGCGGAGGCAGCGGCGGCUUGGAAGGCAGUGAAGGCUGCCAUCUCGCCGGACCUCACAGACCAGAAAGGUCCUGCGCACAGCCCCUAUCGACAGCCCAUGCCGAAGGAGGAGUACGUGGACAAUUACGAGGACAUCUCGCAGGGGAAUCAGUUGUGCGUCAGGCCGGUGAAGAAGGCGAAGGCAGACGUGGCCGCCGUCGAGUCCAUGCAGGAGGAACUCUCCAAGGACCUCCCCGCGUUCUCGAACAAGAUAUUUAGUGGGGUUGGCGGAUCCGUCGCGGGGGUCCUGUCGCAGGCGGGGCUCAGCGGGCCGUCGCAGAGUGAAAUUCGUCCUGGUGACAAGAACGUGUUCUCGAAGCAGAUCGCAGCCGCCAUCGCCGAGAAGCCGCCUCAAGAAGAAACGAAGCGGAGGAAGGACGUGGACGUCGAGGUGAUCCGGAACCGCGCUCUUGAGAAGCUGGGCUCAGUGAGGGACAAGUUGAUCGAGAAGAAGAAUCUGGCAAUAGCCGCUCGCGAGAAAGCAAUUCAGAACUCCACGGAUUCUGAGGGGAAGAGCCGAGCCGACAGCUCCUCAGCAAGUACAAUUCCGGGGUUGUCCGCAGUGCUCCAGACGAUGACGGGCCGGGCCCUCUUGCUGCAGACUUUCAUCCAGGCGAUCGGCAACAUGGGGCCCGACGCCCAAGAGCCAGAUGGCGCCCCGCAGACCAAGCCUGAAGCGCCCGAACUUCUCCUGGGAGAGCCGUUCGUUAAAGCUGUACUCGAGGAAGCGGGGUACGACUUCGGAAAGAAGACUUACCCAGAUACCAUGCAGGAUGGCGCCGCGAAGAAGCUGACCAUUAUUCAGAAGUACUUCGUCGAUAAGAAGGUUCUUCAGCAGGCGUUAGAAACUCGCUUGGCCAACGGCGGGGCAUUGCCGUUUGAAUCAGAUCAGGUGCAAAAUGUACAACCCAUCUCGUACUUCGACGUAAUGGGGUCAUGCUGCGUCCCAGGCGCCAAGACCGUGGACGAUAUAAAGCUCGUGGAUGAGUCUUGCAAUCUAUCCAGGGACCUCGCGGGCAAUCUCAUCGCCUUCGCCAAGAAGAGCGCUGACGAGGCCUCCUCGUUUGUCGACCGGUCGGACAAAAAGUCCAAUCUCGCAGCCAAGAAGGCUUCGGCCUCCGCGGAGACAAAGGCGGCGGCCAAGAAGAAGGGCGAGAGCCCGGCCAAAGCAAUCCAGUCAAAUACAUUGUUUGACUCCAGCCACGCUUGCAUCAAGGCUAUGCAGUAUUACGCCACGGUCGAAGAUUUCAGCAAGGCGAAGUCGUCCGGGAAGCAUGACGCCACCGCCCCGCACUUCAUUGAGUCGAUGCCUCGAGCCACGGACGCGAUGAAGGGCCUCGGUGUCAAGGCAGCCCUCGGCGUGUUCAAGAUCCAGUAUCCUGUGAGCCACCAGAAGGAGGAAGGCAAGGGCCAGACCGCGUACAACGGCACGGGCCAGGAUGCCUUGCGCGAGAUCCUUCUGGAAGGGGUUGGCCACUCGGCAAGUAUUCCAGAGUUGUGGAAGGGCGCGCCGACCGAGAGGGUCUUCAUGCAGGUGAUGAUAUACGGAUGCACUGCGGCCAUGGCGCCCUUGACGGGCCCAGAAAGGUUGGGCCUCGCGAGCGGCCGUUACCAGGAGAGUGGCGUCCGGGAGGUGAUUGCUACCAGCGUGCAUUCGUUGUUGAAGUUCGCUGACAGUGUUGGCAUCGUCAGGUCUGAGAAGCAUGGCUAUUUCGACUUCAUGUCCCACGUCGCUGGCAAUCUGAAGGAGGACUCCAGCAUGCUGGACAAGUAUUUGGAGGAGGGUGGCCAGCUGCUAAAAGCAAAAAUGGUUGCUGGCACUUACUUGUACAUGCCGAUGGGAUACGUGGUGAUCGAGCGGACUCUGGGCGACGCCAACAGCUACGGUAUCCGCGUGGCGGUGUUCGACAAAUCGCCAGAGACGAAGGCUGGGCUCAACGAGAUGCUGAAGCAGAUGGAUACGAGCAACGACGACUCGCUGGUGAAGUUCUGGAAGGCUGUCCAGACACACAUGUGA